Sardina pilchardus (European sardine) is the source of this 2321-nucleotide messenger RNA. RefSeq names its product B-cell receptor CD22-like. The transcript has 9 exons. NCBI's taxonomy places the organism in Eukaryota, Metazoa, Chordata, Actinopteri, Clupeiformes, Clupeidae. The record is from RefSeq and is a predicted model, not a curated record. The coding region runs from base 1 to 1479 and encodes 492 amino acids.
AUGGUUGGAGAUUCUUACGGACAAAUAUCACAGUUAUCUCUACAGUGGAGUGCUUUUGGAGUGCCUGGCUGGGGUGUGAACUUCACCCCCAAAAGCAAAUGUGCCAUCCUGGGUUCAUCAGUAGAUAUUGGAUGCUCCUACAAAUACCCCAGGGGUGACACAGUAGAAAAAACUCUCUGGAAGAUGAAUUACUACAGCGAUGUGGAUUUCAGCAGUACUCCUCAUCAGGGCCGUCUGACUUAUCUGGGGGAUAAAAAUAACAACUGCACUCUGAGGAUAACAGAUGUGAGAUACAGUGAUGCUGGAGAGUAUAACUUCAGGUUUAUAACUAAUACAACGGCUCUACCGGUAGUGAUGCGUCCUGCCUGGGUGAAAAAGGGACAGCGUGUGACACUGACCUGCAGCACCACCUGCUCUCUGAGUACCAACUCCACCUACACCUGGAACACACCUGUUACCAGCCGACACACCAUCAGGGGCAACACACUGACCCUGUCCUCAAGUAUCUGUGCUGUGGUUGGAUCAUCAGUGGACAUGGGCUGCUCUUACUCUUAUCCAAAUAAUGUGACAGUGAAAAAAAUGUUUUGGCAUAAACGAGGGUCUAGAGAAGAAGACUUCAGCAAGAAGGAGGAAUAUAGAAACCGUGUCAAGUACCUCGGGAACAACAUCAAUGAGUGUGGACAAAGAAUAGGAAGUGUGAGAGAGAAUGAUUCAGGAGAAUAUCAGUUCAGGUUUAUAACAAAUAAUCCCAAUGGAAAGAUGUCUGGAAGUCCUGGUGUUACUCUUCUGGUUUCAUCUCUGCAGGUCAUGAUGAGUUCUGCGGCAGUAAGAGAAGGAGGAACUGUGUCAUUGACCUGCAACUCCAGCAGCUGUCAUGAAAACGUCUCCUACAUCUGGUUCCAGAACAGAGAACCUCUUACCAAACACACAUCCAGAGAUCUGAUCCUAGACCCAGUCAAGAGUGAUGAUUCAGGAACUUACUCCUGUGCUGUUGAAGGAAAUGAGAAACACCCCUCACAUGAAGUGACCCUCAGUGUCCAGUCGGAUGCAACAUCACCUCUCAUAGCGGUGGGACUUUUACUGGCGGUGAUUGUUACCAUGGUGACUGGGAUUGUUUGUUUUAGAAGGAAGAGGAGGACAUCCACGGAGGACACAGGAACACAUCAGGCAUCAGAUGACAGAGAGAUGAGCAUGCAGAGAGAAGGAAUGCCGGACACUGAGCAGGAAGACUCCAAUCCCCUGUACGACAACAUCUCUGCCAUGCCCAGGACCACUGAUCGAGAACACAGCGUGGACUCAGGAAAUCAAGAAGAUGCUGCCUAUGCCAGCGUUCAGUUCAAGGCCAAAAACAAGGGUGGCGUCCCAGACUCUACAGCUGAGGAGAAGGCUUCACAGAGCAUCCUUAAUCCCUCUAGUGGUGUCAGUAUAGCGGAGGACGAUGUUGUGAUCUAUAGCACCGUAAACAAACCCAGAUGCUGAACACAAAGGAGCAGAGUCAGUGCCUGAUGACCUCAGUGGUGACCUGACCGUCUGGUCAUCUGCAGCGCCAAGACAGGAGUAACCUGCAGCUAUUGCAUGCAAUGCAUCCAUUCAGUUUAAAUGUAAUACAGUAGGUGGAGACGGAAAUGGCUCAUUCUGUUCAAUUAGGUGUAUUUGCAUUUUUAUGUUAUAUUUCGUAUUCAGUUGCCAUACAAUACAAUUCAAUAGGAUGUACGUAUAUGUUAUACUUUAAACAAAUUGCCAUUUCAACUGAACACAAUCCACAUACAGUAUCUGCAGCUACAUGUGCAUGUCAUGACAGUUGUCUUUUCAGCCGAUGCUGAAAUUCACCUUCAACGGCUAAAUUGUGAAAAAGAUUGUUAUACAGUUAUUGUAUUCAAUGAUCAUGUUUUUAUUUCUUUUCAGUAAUAUUUAGAUAUUGAAAAUAUACCCCAGUGUGUGUAACAGACAUUUGUUGAGUAUGCAAUAUUAUUUCCAUAUGUUUUGCUUUCACUUAUAUUUGUGUAGUGUACAGAGAUACAGACACAAACAAAAUGUGUUUUUUUUAUUAUCUAUUUAUUUAUUUUUAUUAAUAGAUAGAUAUUUGUUUUCAUUUGAUUGGCUGCGGAAAUUGUGUAAAUUCAAGUCGUGUUGUGAAGAGCAGUGCACAUAAAUUCAGUGAAUCAUAAACAAGUGAUGUGUGCUACCUUGUUUAGCAGAUUAAAGAGGAGCUGCCUUAAUGCAGAGGUGCCCUAACCAGUAGACCAUGGUUACGAGUCUUAAUGGAUGUGCAACAGAUUCACCACCAAAAAAAAUGUCAGGUGGAGCAACCGAAGGUUUAG